UCCCUCAUUUCGAACUAAUUAAAUUAAAAUAAUAAUAAAAGCGAAAUAGGGUUUUUCGUGCCGCUCCCUCUCCUCGACCCUCUCCUCGACCUCUCUCCUCCGCCGCCCCUUAAUCCCCCUCGUUGGGGCCCUAGAUCGUCGAUUCGCGAAAAAUGGCUGGAGGUUUCAGAGUACUCCACCUAGUUAGACCUUUUCUGGCAUUCUUGCCUGAAGUUCAAAGUGCAGAUCGAAGAAUUCCAUUCAGGGAAAAAGUGAUUUACACAGUGAUCUCGCUUUUCAUCUUUCUGGUCUGCAGUCAGCUUCCUUUAUAUGGCAUACACUCAACUACGGGAGCAGAUCCUUUUUAUUGGAUGCGUGUUAUUCUUGCAUCCAACCGUGGAACUGUCAUGGAGCUGGGUAUCACUCCGAUUGUAACAUCUGGACUGGUGAUGCAACUGUUGGUCGGGUCAAAGAUCAUCGAAGUUGACAACAGUGUGCGUGAGGAUCGUGCUCUGCUAAAUGGUGCGCAAAAAUUACUGGGCAUCUUGAUUGCCAUUGGGGAGGCUGUUGCAUAUGUUCUAUCUGGAAUGUAUGGCAGUGUCAGCCAACUAGGAACUGGGAAUGCUAUUCUUAUUAUACUUCAACUCUUCGUUGCUGGCAUCAUUGUCAUUUGCCUUGAUGAGCUUCUCCAGAAAGGAUAUGGCUUAGGAUCUGGUAUCUCCUUGUUCAUUGCCACUAACAUCUGUGAAAAUAUCAUUUGGAAGGCAUUUAGUCCCACAACCAUCAACAGUGGGCGUGGUGCUGAAUUUGAGGGUUCUGUUAUCGCCCUAUUCCAUCUUCUUAUAACUCGGUCAGAUAAAGUUCGAGCCCUUCGUGAGGCUUUCUACCGCCAAAACCUUCCAAAUGUGACAAAUUUACUUGCUACAGUUCUGGUUUUCCUUAUUGUUAUCUACUUCCAAGGUUUUCGUGUUGUGUUACCUGUGAGAUCCAAGAAUGCCCGUGGACAGCAAGGCUCUUACCCGAUUAAGCUGUUUUACACUUCCAAUAUGCCCAUCAUUUUGCAGUCUGCAUUGGUUUCUAACCUAUAUUUCAUUUCUCAGUUGCUAUACAGGAAAUACAGUGGCAAUUUCUUAGUAAAUCUUCUGGGCAAAUGGAAGGACUCCGAGUAUUCUGGUCAAUCUAUUCCGGUUGGAGGUCUUGCUUACUACAUAACAGCCCCAUCUAGCUUGGCUGAUAUGACCGCAAAUCCGUUUCAUGCAUUAUUCUAUAUAAUCUUCAUGCUGUCAGCAUGUGCACUUUUCUCGAAGACUUGGAUAGAAGUCUCUGGAUCAUCAGCAAGAGAUGUGGCAAAGCAGCUUAAGGAACAACAAAUGGUGAUGCCAGGUCACCGGGAGUCGAACCUGCAGAAGGAGCUGAACAGGUACAUUCCCACUGCCGCCGCUUUUGGUGGCAUGUGCAUUGGGGCAUUGACCGUACUUGCUGAUUUCAUGGGCGCUAUUGGUUCUGGCACCGGUAUUCUACUUGCCGUGACCAUCAUCUAUCAGUACUUUGAGACCUUUGAGAAGGAGAAAGCAAGUGAACUCGGCUUCUUUGGCUUCUAAUGGUCACAGGCUGUUGUUUUGGGGGAGGGCUUAAGAUGUCAAGCCUUCAGCGGCUUUGCUAAAGCUGAUAUAGAAAGAGAUUUUUUUUUGUCUUAACAGUUCUUCUCCUUUUGAAGUAACUCACCGUUUUGCAAAUCUUUUCUCGAGAAAUAUAGAGUAUUUCCAUAGUUAAACAGUACACUGUUAAAGUUAUGAUCAUUGUAUAACAUUUUUUACUACCUUUUCUUCUUCCUGUGGUUGAGAUUAGUUACCUUUUUUUGUAUUUUACUUUUAUAAUUAGAAUUAGCAGGAAGAAGUUUCUGUGUUGGUUGUAGGCUUGUACUCUUAUGUUUACUGCAUUUUUUAAACUAGCUAAACGGUUGAUUGAUUCA
Molecule: messenger RNA, 1951 nt
Organism: Ananas comosus (pineapple)
Lineage: Eukaryota; Viridiplantae; Streptophyta; Magnoliopsida; Poales; Bromeliaceae
Product: protein transport protein Sec61 subunit alpha-like
Exons: 7
Coding region: 153-1580 (475 amino acids)
Biological process (GO): SRP-dependent cotranslational protein targeting to membrane, translocation; post-translational protein targeting to membrane, translocation
Cellular component (GO): Sec61 translocon complex; membrane
Molecular function (GO): transmembrane protein transporter activity; ribosome binding; signal sequence receptor activity
Source: RefSeq, a predicted model, not a curated record